CCAAAGUUGAAGGUUAGCCGCUCGAUGUCUGUGCAAUCAAGCCACGUCCAAUAAAGCCGGCAAUUUUUUCUUUUUUCCAUUCGUCUGCAAUUAAUUCCCAGCAGCGAUACCGGAAUCACUGAAUUCUUUAUCGUACAGGAAACCUCCACGAACAGCCACGAACAGCCACGGGAUCCAGCUGGGUGGCAAUCAUCCCAGGAAUUCGACGAAUCUUCCGGUUGGAGAGGCAAGAAAGAAGGGAAUCAGGAAAUACCCGGGUCGGAACGAAGAACAAUCGAUGCAUCGGAAAUCGACGCGAUCGUGAAAGCGAAAUGGACAACUGGCUAAGCGGAAAUCGCGUACACUGGACGAAAAGCCGGUCAACAUCGAUGGCGUAACAUGAACAUCGCCCGAUUCCGAAUAGUAACCUAACCAACCUUUGUUACGUAUGCUCCGGCCACUCGCGAGAAGUGACGCGUCACGUGAUUGUCCUUCGACUUGGAGUCGAGCAGGAACGAUAAUCCGGCUGGCUUGUCGAGUCGGAUGAUUUCGGCUCACUUCGGAUCGGUCGUCUAAGCACAACGCAACGGUGUUGAUGCUUGAAACGGGUGACUGCUAGUAGAACACAAUGAUUCAUCGAGCAGUUUGGUCGGGGAGCAUUCAUUUUCGCGUUCGAGCGUGCUAGUGACUUAUCAGUGUUUGUGUUGGAUUAACGUGGCGUGUGUAUCGCGAUGACUCUACGUCGUUUCACCCUUCUGCCGAUUUCUCUGCUGCCUACUUGUAUGGGAGGACCUUCGGCAAGCAGAGGAAGUUGCAGUGACGAAUGCAGCAGCACGAUGACACGUUUAGCGCCGGAACGACGUAGAAGACGGUCGAGCGUCGCGACGCAACACGCCCUCAGGCUGAUCCUGCAGAUUCUACUGAUACAACAUUUCUCGACUAGCAAAGCCACCGCUCAGAUGGCCGAGUGCCCACCACCAGAAACUAUUCCCGGUUGUCCCUGUUACAAUUUCGAGGAUGGUCUUUUUCUGGAAUGCCCUGGUGCCACCGAGGAUACCCUCCGGACUACUUUGCAAGGAGUUCUGAAUGCUGGUGGAGCAGGCACGACGGUGCAGUCAUUGAGCGUUUAUGAGCUGGACAAAACCGUGGAGGAAUUGAAAGAGGGCUGCUUUCCGGACGGUUCACAAAUCAGGCACCUUCAAAUAUCUCAUUCGUCCCUUCGUGAAAUUAGCGAAGGGGCAUUCGCGAAUCUAAAGGAGAGUUUGGAGUCGUUGGCUCUGGUUUCCAGUCGCUUGCCCCACGUACCUCAAAAAUCGCUUGCCGAACUAAAGAAAUUGGCCGCCCUGGACCUCGAAGCGAAUCUGAUACAAGAGCUGUCGUCUUACUGUUUCUAUGGAUUGAAGUUAAUGAAACUGACCUUAAAGGGCAAUCAGAUAUCGAAGAUUUCCGAAUACGCGUUCGCAGGCCUGGAAGACAGUCUGAGCGAUCUAGACCUAGCCGAGAACAAGCUGAAACUGUUUCCCAUGGCGCCUCUGAGGAGACUGGAAAGCUUGGCUUCGCUCACUUUAGCCUGGAACGAAAUUUCAGAACUUCCAAACGAUGGUUAUAGUCUGCUAAGUUCAUUGUUAAUCCUCGACCUCAGCAGCAACAACUUCGAGAAACUGGCUGAAGACUGCUUUAGACCGUGUCCUAUCUUGCACAGUCUGUCCUUGUAUUACAAUUCGAUCGAGACCAUUCACAAGGAUGCAUUCGUGUCCCUGAAGGAGCUGGAGUCGAUCGAUUUGAGCCAUAACAAGAUCGUAUUCCUCGACAUAGCUACCUUCAAAGGAAACGAAAGGCUGCGUACCAUCGAGCUGAGUCAUAAUCAUAUUCAUUACAUCGGUGGGGUGUUUGCAAGGCUGCCAGAGCUUAGAGAACUUUACCUAGCAGAGAACAAUAUCCUAGAGAUCCCUGGGGAUGCGUUCAUAGGCAGUGUCAGCCUCGCGGUCAUCUACCUUCAGCAGAACGCAAUCAGAAGAAUUGAUGGUAGGGGUCUGACCAGUCUUACGCAAUUAGCCCAAUUACAUCUGAGCAAUAACUACAUCGAGAAAGUGCCGCGGGAGUUUCUCGAACAUUGUGUGAUCCUCUCCUCGUUGUCCUUGGACGGCAACAAGAUUCAAAAGCUUCAACCAGGCACGUUCCUAAAGUUGCAUCAACUCCGUGAGUUGAGACUGCAAGACAACAAUAUCACUGAAGUGAAGCGUGGAGUGUUUUCACCUCUCCCCUCGCUUCUGGAGCUUCACCUGCAGAACAACGCUAUCACAGAUAUGGAAACGGGAGCUCUGAGAACCCUGAGUAGCCUACAGCACGUCAACCUUCAAGGAAACCAGCUAACUGUACUCGGCGACGUGUUCCAAUUGUCCUCUUCUGAAUCGUCUUCCGGUGGCAGCUCUCUAGUGUCCAUUCAGUUGGACAGCAACGGAUUAGCGGUGCUACACAAUGAUUCUUUGCGUGGCCAGGCGUCAGUCAGAAUCAUGUGGCUGGGUCACAAUAAACUGACACACCUCCAGGCACCUCUCUUCAGAGACUUGCUUCUGGUGGAACGACUGUAUCUGACCAAUAACUCUAUAUCCAGGAUAGAGGACGGUGCUUUCCAGCCGAUGCAAGCUUUAAAAUUUCUCGAACUCAGCAUGAAUAAGCUCAACCACAUCACAGCAAAAACGUUCUCCGAAUUGCAUGAACUUGAAGAGUUGUACCUGCAAGACAAUGGUCUCAGACGACUAGAUUCGUUUUCCUUGACUGCUCUGAAAAAAUUGAAGGUUCUGGAUCUAGCCAACAAUCACCUGACCGUUCUGCACGAUGCAAUCUUCCAGGAAGACUUACCCAUCAAAACGUUGAACCUAAAGAAUUGUUCCAUUAUGAACGUAGAGAGUGGCGCCUUUCGAGGGCUCAAUAAUCUCUCCGAACUGAAUCUGGAUGACAAUCUUCUUGCUUCUUCUGCUCUCUUCAACUUACGAAUCACUGGUCUACAUACUUUAUCCGCGUCAGGGAAUAACUUUAGUCAGAUCUCGGAGCACAGCCUGAACGGACUACCGUCUCUGCAGGAACUGUUGUUAAACGAGGCACAGAUUUCUCAACUGCCAGAGAUCAUCUUCGUGUUGAAUCGAAACUUGGCGCGUUUACAUUUGAACCGUAAUUACCUUCGCAAUCUACCACCCGGCAUCUUCGAUCAUCUGUUGUCUCUUCGAGAGAUUCGUCUGGACCAGAAUCGGUUCCAAGGUAUUCCGUAUUCCGCGUUAGCCAGUGCCCUGAACCUGGAGAUCCUCACUCUGUCCAACAACGAGAUCGUGAACGUGGACGUGGCCAGCAUUGCCAGUCUGAAGUACCUGAGGGAGUUGGACCUUAGCCAUAAUCGAAUAGAAACUAUGUCCGGCUUCGCCAUGGCCAACCUGUCGCGCCUCAUCUCCGUCGACCUCAGUCACAACCAUCUAAACGCACUUCCGGCCAACUUCUUCGCCCAUUCGUCGAUGCUGCGCCGAGUAGAUCUGUCGGAAAACAAGUUCAGACAAAUUCCAGCAGUGGCAUUGUCUGGUCAGAACCUUCCGGGUCUGGCAUGGUUGAAUCUGACCAGGAAUCCGUUGAACAGAAUCCAUGAUCUUCCAUCAGAAGCUAAAUACCCUAUUCUUCAAGAGGUGCACAUAUCCGGCACGAAUCUCAGCAUAGUCACUUCGCAAGACUUUGAGGCAUUUCCUGCUCUACUGCACCUGUACUUGGGUCAAAACUGCAUCCUGAGAGUAUCGCCUGGUGCAUUCAGAAGUUUACCCAAUUUGCUGACACUGCAUCUCGGUAUGAACAGCUUGGAAAUCCUACCGAAAGAACGACUUCAAGGUAUGGAGCACCUGCGGAUCUUAAAUCUGACGCACAAUCGACUAAAAGAGCUCGACGAGUUCCCAGAGGACCUGAAGUCCCUUCAGGUACUGGACCUAUCGUACAAUCAGAUCACGAUUGUGGGCAAGGUGACGUUCAAGAACUUGGUCAGCUUGGUGGAACUGCAUCUUUAUGGUAAUUGGAUCAACGCUAUAUCCAGCGAGGCGUUCAGACCUCUGAAGAAGUUGCGGUUGUUGGAUCUGAGCAGGAACUACUUGGAGAAUCUACCGUUGAACGCGUUCCGACCUCUGGAGACCCAGAUACGGAGCUUGCGUGCUGAAGAGAAUCCGCUCCGUUGCAGCUGCGAAUCGCAAGAACUCUGGGAGUGGUUGAGAGAUCAUCAAAAGCUGGUCGGCGGGGUAGGUGGUGGUCGUGGUCGCGGAAGAAACGGUGUUGGGGUCGGUGAUGUCGAGGGUGGUCUGUUGAGAUGCCAACAACCACCAGAGCUACGGGGUCUGGUUUUCCUUGAUCUGGAUCCUCACGCUUUCUGUUCUGCUCCGUUGAUCCUGAAAUUGGCGAUACAAGACAUUCAGCCAUUCUCCGUACUCGUGUCCUGGCAGAGUAGAAACCAUUCCGGUCUUCAUGGUUACCAAGUGGCCUAUCAUGCAUUGGACAACGUUGAGGAGGUACGAGUGAAGCUGCUAGACCCUAAGGCACGUUCCGUGAAGCUGACGAAGUUAGCCUCGGAUACUCGGUACUUGAUCUGCGUGCUCGGUCUGGGCAGCUGGGGCACGUCAAUCCCCGAGGACAUAGCUUCUUGGCAAUGGAACGCCUCUCACGACGACGUGAUCGAGAGCUCUGCUCGUCCAUCUAUGGUGAAUUCUCUCACUAGCCGAUGUACAGAGGUUAGAACAUUGGAUGCUCCUGACUCGAUAGUGGGAGAUGGAACGAUGAGCGACAGAGGAGGCUUGGCCAACAUUCUGACCAGAAGGUUAGGCCUGAUAGUCGGCAGUUGCAUGGGGUUCGUGGUGUUUGUCGUGUUGAUCUCGGUGCUGGGCUACAUGAAGAUGAAGAAACAGAGGUCCACGGAGAAGAGGGAUCAACCGUUGUCCUCGAACCCGCAGGCAUACAUGUCGUAUAGGCAUUUCUCGCUGCAGAGCGGCGACAGAGCCGAUAAUGCCUGUCCUAGCUUCAUCAGCAAUAUCGGCACCACACCUUUGAACUCGUAGCAUAAACCUAAGGAGCUUGAUCAUCGUGCUGUCGAGAUAAAGGCCGAUCACAAUUGUCCAGGUAUCUUUGGCUAGUCACGAUUUUCGAGGUAAUCUGCGUCUGGGUUCGACACAGAGUUUAAAGUUGCACGUACAGGCUUUUAGACCGAGUCUGGCGCCAUUCUGGCGCCGUUCAAUUAAGAGAAGUGCCAAAACUGAUACGUGUAGAUUUGAAUAAACACUCGAGGCUCGUUCCCGCGAGACUUGGACGUUCUCGUUUAUCAAAACGAACGAAAGUUUUCGAUAUUGCUCUGGUGUGUGAAGCGUCGAACGUAUCAAGGUAGUAGGAGACCAGUCAGGUGCCAUCUUAUCAGGUGCCAAAAUAAUCAAAGAUAGCAGAGACAGAAAUCGAAUCGUAUCGGUUUGAUUGAAAUCAGAGAGAAAAAGUGGAUGUAUAGGGAUUCGAUGCUAUUGCUCACAGCGGUGAGAAACGAACGUUUCCGAUGGAACGUUCGUUUCGCUGAAACCGAUCCUUCUCGACCAUUCGCGUGAACCGAACAACGACGUAAACGGCCCCCUGUUUUUUGGAACAUUCGUUAUCUCUCCUGUGAAGACUGAUUUUUUAAACGAUGUUUUUCCCUCAUCAUUUCGGAUACUCGUAUAUCCUGUGUACGACAGGUGAGGAUUUUUUUGUAAAUAGUAUACAGAACUAUCUGGCGACUUAACGAUGUUCGUACUGGAGAUACUCAUAUAUACGUAUUACGAUGACUAAACUCGUCCUUUUAGUGCUGCGCAAGCAAUAUUACAGUUACUCGUAUCAAUAGUCCCGAUGAUCAGCACGAAAACUUAAUUAAAAGGUCGAUCUUUUAGAAGACUCCAAUUCGAGUUUCUUUCCUUCGUAUAAAAUCAGUACUGCCCACAGGCGGCUGUACCGUAUGAUUUCGCGAACCCCAAUCGUGAAUUCGGCGGUUAGCGAAACGAGUCUGAGACUUUAGAAAUAAUCCUGUGGACGGUAUUGGUAUUGGAGAAAUCACGGAUUCAUCCUUCCGUGUACCCGUAAUCGCGUCGUCGAUCAUCUGGUUGUAACAGGACUUCUCGAACAACGCGACAAAGUAACUCCUGCCAAGUAAACGAGUGAAAGAUAGAACAGAAAAUCGGCUUCGGGUUGCCAAAUGUGUUAUACGGUGGCGUUGUGAAAGAUGGAUUUAUUGUAUAUAGAUAGAGAAUAUGUAUACACAUAGCGUUCUUUAUUAUAGCCUAGGCUUUCGGUUAAUAAAAAUAACACCAAAGCUA
This is a messenger RNA of Osmia bicornis bicornis, 6326 nucleotides long. Its product is annotated as chaoptin-like. Bases 711 to 5054 code for a protein of 1447 amino acids. The transcript is spliced from 5 exons. Gene Ontology annotation, molecular function: protein binding. Lineage: Eukaryota; Metazoa; Arthropoda; Insecta; Hymenoptera; Megachilidae. Gene Ontology annotation, cellular component: extracellular matrix. The record is from RefSeq and is a predicted model, not a curated record.